UCCUGCUUUACAUACGCCCGCCCCGCAGGCUGCCCAGGGUUUGCGGGAUUUGGGCAGGGUGUUCAGCCGCCGCGGUCGCUGCUGCGCUUCAGUGCAGGGCGGGCGGGCGCCGAGAGAUCCCCGCGCGGGGACCUGGGAGCCGGGAGCCCGGAGCCCGGAGCUGGCAGCCAGCUGCCGCCGGAGCUGCUUCUGCGGCGGCGGCAUCCGAGUUGAUUUCCGUCUUACGAACACUGAGGCGGCGCCCGGAGGCUUGUGCACCCGGCCGGGCCCAGGAAGGAGAAGGUCAGAUACUUUUUAUUUUAUUUUGGAAGGAAGGGGCGAGUCCCGGGGGCCCGCUCUUCGGUGCGCCCAGCUCCGGCCCGGACUCUGGAAGAUGACUCCGGGGUCUGCCGGGUGCAUUCCAGCGGCGGCGGCUCGGACUGGAUGGUGGACAGCCGCGUGGCGCUGCGCAUCCACGAGCACGCCGCCAUCUACCUGACGGCCUGCAUGGAGAGCCUGUUCCGGGACAUCUACGCGCGAGCCGCGGCCCCCCCGCCGGCCGCCGCGGCCAACCACCACCACCAUCACCACCACACACUCCACGAGGCGCCCAAGUUCACCGUGGAGACGCUGGAGCACACGGUCAACAACGACUCCGAGAUCUGGGGGCUCCUGCAGCCUUACCAGCACCUCAUCUGCGGGAAGAACGCCAGCGGAGUGCUGUGCCUGCCAGACAGCCUGAAUCUGCACAGGGACCCGCAGCGGGCAAACAAGCCGGGAGAAAUGCCCAUGUUCAGCCAGUCGGAGCUGAGGACCAUCGAGCAGUCCUUGCUGGCCACCCGCGUGGGCAGCAUCGCAGAACUGAGCGACCUGGUGUCCCGAGCAAUGCACCACCUGCAGCCCCUCAAUGCCAAGCACCACGGCAACGGCACCCCCCUGCACCACAAGCAGGGGGCGCUCUACUGGGAGCCUGAGGCCCUGUACACCCUUUGCUAUUUCAUGCACUGCCCGCAAAUGGAGUGGGAAAAUCCCAACGUGGAGCCUUCCAAAGUCAACCUCCAGGUGGAAAGUUGUGACGGACAUCACAUGGCCCACGAGGCUGAAAAAUACUCUGGCCUUUUCCAGAAAAAUUUGCUGACCCCUGAUGUUCUGAGUUGUAACCUAAGCAGUGUGUUGGCAGCUGCCAGCACCAGCGGGUUUCACGUGUUAUGGAAAACAGCCCGGGCAGUGCAGCUGGUCACUUGCCCGGCCCGUCCCUGGGGAGGCCGCCGCACCCCGCUGACCAUCUCUCCCUCCCUUAGGGCUGACGACUGCUUUUUUGCUUCUCGGAAGCUGGACGCAGUGGCCAUCGAAGCCAAGUUUAAGCAGGACCUGGGUUUCCGGAUGCUGAACUGUGGGCGGACGGAUCUGGUGAAGCAGGCGGUGUCGCUCCUGGGGCCCGAUGGGAUCAACACCAUGAGCGAACAGGGCAUGACCCCCCUGAUGUACGCCUGCGUCCGUGGGGACGAGGCGAUGGUGCAGAUGCUGCUGGAUGCCGGAGCUGACCUGAAUGUGGAGGUUGUCAGUACUCCUCAUAAAUAUCCAUCCGUCCACCCCGAGACCCGCCAUUGGACGGCUCUGACUUUUGCUGUGUUGCAUGGACAUAUUCCUGUAGUGCAGCUGCUCCUGGACGCCGGGGCCAAGGUGGAGGGCUCUGUGGAGCACGGCGAGGAGAACUACUCGGAGACGCCCCUGCAGCUCGCAGCCGCCGUGGGCAAUUUUGAGCUGGUUAGUUUGCUGUUGGAGCGAGGUGCGGACCCCCUGAUAGGAACCAUGCACAGGAAUGGAAUUUCUACAACCCCCCAGGGGGACAUGAACUCUUUCAGCCAGGCCGCAGCCCACGGACACAGGAACGUGUUCCGCAAACUGCUCGCCCAGCCAGAGAAGGAGAAGAGUGAUAUCCUGUCCCUGGAGGAGAUUCUGGCCGAGGGGACAGACCUGGCGGAGACAGCCCCGCCCCCCCUGUGCGCCAGCCGCAACAGCAAGGCCAAACUGAGAGCCCUGAGGGAGGCCAUGUAUCACAGCGCUGAACAUGGCUACGUGGAUGUCACAAUUGACAUCAGGAGCAUCGGUGUCCCGUGGACCCUGCACACGUGGCUGGAAUCCUUGCGGAUCGCCUUCCAGCAGCACCGCCGGCCCCUCAUCCAGGGCCUGUUGAAGGAGUUCAAGACCAUCCAGGAGGAAGAGUACACGGAGGAGCUCAUCACCCAGGGCCUGCCCCUCAUGUUCGAGAUCCUGAAAGCCAGCAAGAAUGAAGUGAUCAGCCAGCAGCUGUGUGUCAUCUUCACUCACUGCUACGGGCCCUACCCCAUCCCCAAGCUCACGGAGAUCAAACGGAAGCAGACCUCGCGCCUGGACCCUCAUUUCCUCAACAAUAAAGAAAUGUCCGAUGUCACCUUCCUGGUGGAAGGAAGACCGUUUUAUGCUCACAGAGUGCUGUUAUUUACAGCCUCUCCGAGGUUCAAAGCGCUGCUCUCCAGCAAGCCGACAAAUGACAGCAGCUGCAUAGAGAUCGGCUACGUGAAGUACCCCAUCUUUCAGCUGGUCAUGCAGUAUCUCUACUACGGUGGCCCGGAGUCGCUGCUCAUUAAAAACAACGAGAUCAUGGAGCUUCUGUCUGCUGCUAAAUUUUUCCAGCUGGAGGCUCUGCAGCGACACUGUGAGAUUAUCUGUGCCAAAGGCAUCAACUCGGACAACUGCGUGGACAUUUACAACCACGCCAAGUUCCUCGGAGUCACCGAGCUCUCCGCGUACUGUGAAGGCUACUUUCUCAAAAAUAUGAUGGUCCUCAUUGAGAACGAGGCGUUCAAGCAGCUCCUCUACGACAAGAAUGGCGAAGGCACGGGCCAGGAUGUGCUGCAGGACUUACAGAGGACGUUGGCCAUCAGGAUUCAGUCCAUCCACUUGUCAUCUUCCAAAGGCUCCGUCGUGUGAAGCGUCCAGUGCAGGGUCCGCUCCCCGGGACGUGCCAGUGCUCCUGCUGCACUGGCUCCACACAAACACACGUUUCAUCUGGCGUCUGCUUUUGGCUGGGCCAGGGAGCUGCCUCUAC
Molecule: messenger RNA, 3070 nt
Organism: Myotis davidii
Lineage: Eukaryota; Metazoa; Chordata; Mammalia; Chiroptera; Vespertilionidae
Gene: ABTB3
Product: BTB (POZ) domain containing 11
Exons: 19
Coding region: 424-2952 (842 amino acids)
Molecular function (GO): protein heterodimerization activity
Source: RefSeq, a predicted model, not a curated record